GUGCUCUUUAUUUUCAACUCAAUUUUUUUUUAGGUAAAAAAAUUGUUUAUCGUAAUUACUAGGUGAUUCCGUAUAAGAUUGGUUGUAUGUGAAGGUUACCGGGACAUCGCGCCAUCUCUCUGUGAAUAGCCGCACCCUUGCGCCUGAAAUCCGCGACUUGACGAAUCCUUUCAGCGCAGCUGCACACAAUUUAGUUCAAGGCCGCAUAGAGCCUGAAAGGUUGGUAUCCGCACUGUGUGACCCAUUUCCAUUUAAUACGUUCCCGCACGGCGCUUCUGCGCGACCUUAAGGAUGAAAAUCGCACGCCCCCCCUAACUAAUCUAUUAGUUUGUAAGAGAUUCCUAGCAAGUAAAGAGUUGAAGUAAAAGUGGGAUGUUAAUUUUCUGUACGGACGGAUUGGGGUGCUGAUUUUUCGAGUAAAUCGGAGGUUUUUUAAUGUGGACAGUGUAGGAGUCGCGUGUAGGUGCGCGCGUCGGUUUACGCUACACCCGUUCAUUGAUUAAAAAGGUGCUGGAAGAGCGGUGUUGUGCGUUGGAGGAGAGUGCAGAGAGUCGGUGGCACGAGAGAGAGUAGAGACAAUUCAGUGUCCCGUGUGUGACAUGACAUGAGAUGUCCCGUGACGCGUACGUUGGGGGCACCCGGUCCCCAAGGGGUGUGAGGCUGCCCACUGUGGACCGGUCCCCCAGUCGAGCUUACCCAGGCGGCAGUCCGUUGGGCAGGAAGCCGCUGAGGCAAACGAGAUCGGGCAACAAUUCGCCGGAUCACUCGUACGGUUAUCAUCAUUCUUCCUCGUAUUACCGGGACGAGGACCUGGGCAGCCCGAUGCUGGAGGAACGCGGAAGGCCCAUGACGGUGGGCCCAGGACAUCACCGUUCCAGGAGCGCCACCAGCGUCAACGAACUUAAAAAAGCAAAUAAGUCGCUGGACCGCGGCCCCACGGUGGACCACGAGCGCGAGUUCCUUCCGAUCCGCGACCGCCGCGACCGCUCCCUCGACCGCGGCCUCUACUUCGACGACGAGCCGUACGGCUCGCGAUCGGCGCGCCAGUCGCCCACCUCGCACCAGCCCUUCCUGGGCGAGCUGCAGCACCAGAACAGCGACCUGCAGCGCGAGCUGGGCAACCUGAAGAAGGAGCUGGAGCUGACCAACCAGAAGCUCGGCUCCUCCAUGCACUCCAUCAAGACCUUCUGGAGUCCGGAGCUGAAGAAGGAGCGCGCGUUGAGGAAGGAGGAGUCGGCCAAGUACAGUUUGAUUAAUGAUCAGUUGAAGUUGCUUAGCAGUGAAAAUCAGAAACAAGCCAUGCUAGUUCGGCAACUUGAAGAAGAACUUCGAAUGAGGAUGAGAGGGCCUAGUAUAGAAAUGCAACAGCAGAUGGAGGCACUGUAUCAAGAAAACGAACAUCUCACCAGAGAAAUUGCUAUACUAAGAGAUACUAUAAAGGAGCUCGAGCUCCGCAUUGAGACACAAAAGCAAACGCUGCAGGCGCGCGACGAAAGCAUCAAGAAGCUGCUGGAGAUGUUGCAAAACAAAGGAAUGGGUAAAGAGGAAGAACGUCAGAUGUUUCAGCAAAUGCAGGCGAUGGCCCAAAAGCAGGAGCUGCAGGCGGCCAACGAGACGUUGCGCACGCUGCAGACGCAAUUGGAGCUGGUGCCCUCGCCCUCCAGCAGCACGGUCAAGGUGCUCCUGGAUACGAAAGACGCUAGAAUAGCGACUCUCGAGCGGGAAGUGAACCUGCUGGAGAGCGAGGUCGAACGGCUGGGCGGGGGCACCCACCCCCCUCCCCCGGCUCCAACGGAUCUCCAGAUGGCGGCCUAUGCUUCGCCCGCCCUGCUCCCCGCUUUCAAGCGACAAGUAAGUUUUCUGUUGAACGAUGUGCAGAUCGGAAAGGAUGGAAACGUAAUUGGUAGACUGUAA
Brassicogethes aeneus is the source of this 1914-nucleotide messenger RNA. NCBI's taxonomy places the organism in Eukaryota, Metazoa, Arthropoda, Insecta, Coleoptera, Nitidulidae. The record is from the annotation of a GenBank genome assembly.